Messenger RNA from Electrophorus electricus (electric eel), 1720 nucleotides. It is a transcript of the gene hsd20b2, whose product is annotated as hydroxysteroid (20-beta) dehydrogenase 2. NCBI's taxonomy places the organism in Eukaryota, Metazoa, Chordata, Actinopteri, Gymnotiformes, Gymnotidae. Gene Ontology annotation, cellular component: endoplasmic reticulum. Gene Ontology annotation, molecular function: oxidoreductase activity. The record is from RefSeq and is a predicted model, not a curated record.
GUAAUCGUUCUCCCGACCCGGCCGAGCGAACCGCGCCAGCUGAUAUGACAGAGGCUGCGGAGUGCGACUGCCUUUCGUCGCUCCUGUGCUUUCUAGGAGGCGCCACGGCGCUCUGUUACCUGCUCAAGUGGACGUGGCGAUGCGUGCAGGGCUUCAGGGCAUACGUUCUGUCAGAAAUCUGGCAAACGGAUUUGAGGCGUUACGGGCGGUGGGCAGUGGUCACUGGAGCGACGGCGGGGAUCGGCCGAGCUUACGCCAUCGAGCUGGCCAGACGAGGCCUGGACGUUGUUCUCAUCAGUCGUUCGUCGGAGAAGCUCCAUGCCAUUGCGAAAGAGAUAGAGUCACAACAUGGACGGCAGACCCGGAUUAUUCAGGCUGACUUCACAGAGAGCCAGUCCAUCUAUCCAGCUAUCGCAAAGCAACUCAUGGGCUUGGAGAUCGGCAUUCUGGUGAACAAUGUUGGUAUGAAUUAUGCUGGAAUGCUGGUACAUUUUUUGGAUGUUCCUGAUCCAGAGCAGAGAAUCACUGAAGUGAUCAACUGUAACAUUGUGUCUGUCACCCAGAUGAGCAGACUGAUUUUGCCAUGCAUGGUUAAAAGAGGUAAAGGCCUUAUCAUCAACAUAUCAUCAGAAGCAGCAUCUCAGCCUCAGCCCAUGCUCACAGUGUACUCAGCCACGAAGAUAUUUGUGACAUAUUUCUCUCGCUGCCUACACGCAGAAUACCAGGCACGAGGAAUCACUGUACAGUGUGUCACUCCGUUUAUGGUCUCCACUAAUAUGACACAUAACAUAGAGGUGAAUCCUCUGGUGAAGAGUGCAGCAUCGUUUGCCCGAGAUGCUCUCAACACCGUGGGUUACAGCUCUUUCACCAGUGGCUGCCUCUCACAUGCGCUGCAGCACACGGUUCUGUCUAUCUUCUUCCCUGCCUGGUUGCGGCUGUCUCCCUUCUGCAUGCGACACAUGGAGCAGUUCGCUCAGGGCAUGCGGCCGCAGAUAGAAGAAAGAGUGGCACAACAGCACAACAAAGACAACUGAUGACACCUCGUCUCCACCGACGAUCGGUCAUAAACGAAACAUGCGCACGGGCACACACACACACACACACACACACACACACGUGCGCGCAUGCUUACGUGAGCGCACAAACACACACCGAAAUGUCCCAACAUGACUUCGUGACAUGACCAGUUCUACAGUUGACGCAAGUGGAAGGCACGGUUGUACAUACUGUUCGAAAUCUGAUCCGAAUAAACAGAUCUCGCACCUCUCAGCUACUGUGCGUGUGUGUCAGGGGAGAUCACCAGCCGUGCCAAGGAAGGAAGUCACAUUGCCACAAAGUGAAGUAAAAAACUGAAUGAAGGAUUUAACAUGACUGACUUCCUCUCAUUGCUCAGAGUGACAAUUCUAUGGCUUUAUCAGAUUUUAAGGUACAAAACCAGUACACUUAUAUUUUCAGACAGCCUUUCAGUAUGCAGUGAAGCGACCUCAGCCGUUGUGGUUCUAGAUGACCAGGUGUUUCAGCAGUGAUGAUGUGCUUUGCACUUUUUCAAGCUCUGCAAAAUGUGGCAUAUAUAUAUGCUUUCCCACCAUGUGUGUGUAUGAAAAAGGAAAAGCAGAAGAUAUGACUAAGUAAAAUGUAAAAUGGAAUCUUUUUAUUGGGUUCAUAGCUUCUUGCACAAUGUCAGAUGUUCUUUGAACAAUACAACAGGAUGACAACUAUU